This is a messenger RNA of Ctenocephalides felis (cat flea), 2475 nucleotides long. RefSeq names its product sodium-coupled monocarboxylate transporter 1-like. Gene Ontology annotation, biological process: transmembrane transport; sodium ion transport. The transcript has 14 exons. Gene Ontology annotation, cellular component: membrane. The record is from RefSeq and is a predicted model, not a curated record. The coding region runs from base 241 to 2382 and encodes 713 amino acids. Lineage: Eukaryota; Metazoa; Arthropoda; Insecta; Siphonaptera; Pulicidae. Gene Ontology annotation, molecular function: symporter activity.
UGAAAUUGGACUCUUGGAUUUUUGAUUUUGGAUUUAAAUUGGACACUAAAUGAAAUACUAAAUAUAAUUCCAUUCAAAUGGCGAUGUUAGUGAACAACAGAUGACAAAGACUGAUUCAUUAACUAAAAGUUAAUAAAGCAAUUAAGAGAAUUAGUAAAAGACUUCAUUCGAGAUAUAAAAAUACAGUGAUAUCUUAUUGGAAGGAACCAUUCGCCUGUUGUAAAAUACUUAUCUUCCGAAAUGGCGAAAGACGCAGCAUCCCUCGUGUACGACUAUCUAGUCUUCGUGAUAUUCAUUUUACUGAGUUCCCUAAUUCCCCUCUGGAGCAAAUUGAGGGCCCCAAAUAAAACAUCUACUAAAGCCGAUUAUGUUUUUGCUGCUGGAGCCUCUGUUUCCAUGGGGGCGAUGAUGCUGUCGAUAGCCAGAGGGACUUUGGGGGUUAGAAGUUUCCUUGGUUAUCCAAGUGAACUGUUCUACCGAGGCAGUGCGAUGUGGGAGACUUUGUAUGGAAUGCUCUGCGCCUACCCUGUCGUCUGUUUUGUCUUCGUACCUGUAUAUUACUCAUUAGGAAUUACUUCUGUUUAUCAGUAUUUAGAUAUGAGAUUUAAUAGUCGUUUAGUAAGAUGUUUAGCUUCAGGAACUUAUAUAGUUAGACAACUACUUAAUCUAGGUGUCACCGUAUUUACACCUUGUGUUGCACUGAACACAGUCAUUGGAGUUCCAUAUUGGGCCAGUAUUAUGAGCAUCACUGCUAUCAGUGUCAUCUUCACUAUUUUGGGUGGAUUGAAGGCUGCGAUAUUGGCAGAUGUUGUCCAAGGUUUGACUAUGAUUGCAGUAAGUUUUGCUAUCAUAAUUCAGGCUUGCAUCGAAGUUGGCGGCUUUGGAAAUGUAUUCAACAUCAGUGUGGAAAGGGGACGUCUAAAGUUCUUCCAAUUUGCCUUCGAUCCAACAGUCAGAGUGGAUACUUUAUCAGCUUGGCUUGGCCAAUUGUUCAUGUCUUUGACAAUAUUUGGAUGUCAACAAAAUUUCGUGCAGAGAUAUUUAAGUAUGGGAUCACAGAAAAAGGUUACGAAGACCUUGAUGUCAAAUAUGCCAGUGAUAACAGUUUUAUUCAGUUUAUCAUGGGUUGCCGGAAUGGGAAUAUUUGCAGCAUAUUCUGAUUGUGAUCCUUUGACCACUGGAUAUAUCAAAAAGAUGGAUGAAAUUUUACCAUUUUUCGUUGAAGACAAAUUCACGUAUAUUCCUGGAUUAUUGGGGCUGUGCAUGGGGACUUUGUUCAAUGGAGCACUGAGUUUGUCGGUAUCAAAUUUGAACUCCUUAUCCACUGUCACUUGGGAAGAUUUUUUGAGCCAUGCACCAAUUUUCAAGGGAUAUACAGACAAGCAGCAAUUGAAUGUUAUUAAAACUGUUGGUUGCUUUUAUGGAAUCAUUAUAAUGGGGAUCAGUUUUGGAGUGGGUCUUUUAUCUGGUGUAAUUGAAAGCUCUUUGCUGAUGACUUCAGCUACUUCUGGACCACUUCUUGGUGUCUUCGUGCUGGCCAUGUUGAUACCAUGUGCCAACUGGAAGGGAGCUGCAACUGGAAUGAUUGUAUCUCACAUAAUUACUUUGUGGAUCACAUUUGGAGGUUUGACUGUCGAAAAAGCACCAACGGUCAUGUUGCCUUUAUCCACUGCAGGUUGUACAAACGAGAGCUUUUCUUCUCACAUAUAUCUUCCUGGACAACAAUGGCCAGUCAGUACACCAUUGGAAGUAGAUUGGGCCAAAAAUAAUAUAUCUAGUACUGUUUUGAAUACUAAUGCAAGCGAUCUGACUAGUUCUGAACAACACAGUGAUCCCUUGAAGGCACUCUACUCGAUCACCUACAUGUACUACAGUUUCAUCGGAACAACUCUGACAGUGAUCAUCGGAACAAUAAUUUCCUACUUCACAAGUUCAGAAAAUGACAUCUACGAUGAAAAAUUAUUGCAUCCAUUUAUUCUGAAACUAAGCAGACUCUGUCCAGGAAAACCAAGAGCCUACCUAGGAAGCAAAUGUGCAAACAGUGCAAUAAUAAAAAAAGAAACAAUAUCCAAACAAGUGGCAUCUGAUAAUUUUGCUUUCGACAUCAACGAAACCGAGGAAUCAAAUACUCUAAAACAAAAAAAUGGAAUAUUAAAAGAAAGAAAAUCUUCCAGAAACCAAAAUGGCAUUGAUGAUGGUAAACAUUGUUAUUCCAAUGAAGAUCCCGAAUGUUCUGAUGAAAAUAUUAUGAAUGGUGAGAAACCUUCUACUAAAAUUGCCGAUGAUGAUGUUAUAAUAGCGAAAAAUUAUGUUCUGAACAAAAUUCAAUUAAAAGACGAACCUGGAAAUAUUGGGACUUUCAGAAAGUUAGAUCAUGAUUAAAUUGAACCCUACGAGGUAAUUGUUUAUACUUAAUUAGUAAUAUAGUGUUAAACUUUACAAAAGUGCUAAGUGAGAGUGAACUUAAAAUUUGGU